AUGAAAUUGCUCACCUACAUCGCCGUCAUCUUCAUGGCCCCUCACCUUCUUACCGCUCUUCCGACACUCCAGCCCCGGACAGUUGACAACAUCGACAAUAUACUGAACACCAACCCCCGAUCCAUAGCUCCAACACUCAGAAUCCGCGAUAUCCCAUCAUCCGAAGUUGACCUGCCGGCCUUCAUAACCGCCGUGUUCGACGGUAUCGCCAACGUAAUCGCCGCGUCGGGCGGGGCCGCCGCGAACACGAUCGCUGCGACAGGCGGCGCGGUUGCAAAUGGACUGGGCACAGAUGGAACAGAGUCUUCUUCUGCUCCUGCUUCCACGAACACGACUCUUAUUGGAAGGGCGCUGGGAGAGAAGGUUGGAAGAGCUGUCGCGCAAGAACUGACGGAUGCUUUGGCGGGGAAGAAGGCUUAA
Molecule: messenger RNA, 420 nt
Organism: Paecilomyces variotii
Lineage: Eukaryota; Fungi; Ascomycota; Eurotiomycetes; Eurotiales; Thermoascaceae
Exons: 2
Coding region: 1-420 (139 amino acids)
Source: RefSeq, a predicted model, not a curated record